AUGUUGCCAAGCCUGAUUUCCUGUCUUCUAUUGGUCAUCAGUGUUAUAAAUGUUACACCAGUAACAGUAAUUGGUGGUAACGUUGCUGAUCCUCGUCCGGAACCGUCUUGGCGAAUCGAGGAUCAAGCUGCUGAAGUAUUGAAAUCUGGUAUCGACUCAGCCGCUAGUGGGAUUCAUGCCUUAAAUUACAGUGUAUGCUUUACGGUUAUCUAUUCGUUCUGUGAAUUGAACUGCUUGGAAGAAACGUUUUAUUUAGGGGACGGAGCUGGAAAAAUAAAAUCUGAAAUUGGAGAAAAGGCUGCUGCGGCUGGACGAAAAGUCAGUAUUGACAGCUUUCUUUUAACAGCCGAAACAGUCAGUGGUAUAAAAGAAGGUCUCGAAAACAAAGUACGAGGAGCGUACGAAACUGCCGCUAAUGUUGGCGAAGGAGCUAAAAAUGCUGUCUACAGUGCUGGAGAAGCAGUUGGUAUGGCAGCGCAUAACGUAGGAAGUGGUCUAAGCAACGCGGCAAAUAACGUCAGAGAAGGUGUUUACAAUGCAGCUAGUGGUGCUGCAAAUACUGCAGGAAAGGCUUUGGAAUCUAUGGGGAAGAACUUACAAACAAACCCAGGGUCAUAA
This is a messenger RNA of Enterobius vermicularis (human pinworm), 618 nucleotides long. NCBI's taxonomy places the organism in Eukaryota, Metazoa, Nematoda, Chromadorea, Rhabditida, Oxyuridae. The record is from the annotation of a GenBank genome assembly.